Molecule: messenger RNA, 1258 nt
Organism: Dimorphilus gyrociliatus
Lineage: Eukaryota; Metazoa; Annelida; Polychaeta; Dinophilidae
Source: the annotation of a GenBank genome assembly
CUUAUACGUCAACUGUUAUUUGCCUUCCAAUAAAUGAAAAUUUUUUAAAAGUACUUCAAUUGAAGAUUUCAAAAGAGUUUAUCUAAAGUUCUUGUUCAAAAGUAUAUCCUAAUCAUGUCGAAAUUGAAUUUAACUAAUUCAACAAUAGUUGAAGAUGACUUCGAACAUCCUCUCUCAGUCAUACCAAGAACAGCUCUUAUUGGAACCAUUGGAAUUCUUACUGUUUUUUCUAAUUCUCUUGGUAUUAGCGUUUUAAGAAUCACAACCGAAAUUCCUUAUAUUCCAAGAAUUUGUCUUAUUAAUCUCGGAGUAGCCGACUUAUUGGUCGGUAUAAUUGCUUGUCUACCAUCAUUAGCGCCUAGUAUUCUUGAUAAAUGGCCAUAUGGAGAUAUUUGGUGCCAAAUUUCGGGUAUCAGUCAUGGUGUCAGUAUAACCGUAUCGAUAUGGAGUAUUCUGUUAGUAUCAAUAGAUAGAUAUUUCGCCAUUGUCCACGCCUUAAGAUAUCGUCAAAUUGUUACAAUCAAAAGAAUUAAAAUAAUAUUAGCUUGUAUGUGGACGGUUGGGACAUUGUCUUAUUCACUACCAUUACCUUUUGCCCAUAAAUUCCUAUAUUAUAGAUAUAUCAGAGAGGAAUAUAUGUGCAGUAUUCAUUUUGACUUUCUCUGGUUUUGUAUUUUUACGGCGGUUUAUAUGCCUAUAUUUAGCAAUACUGGCAUUUUUAUAACAACUUUUCGAUCGGUAAUGAAAUUAAGACAAACAAAGAAGCUUGGUGGAGAAUCAUCGGUUCAUGGAGCAAGCUUAAAAAAGAAUAUGAAAGCCGUCAAGAUGUUGGUAAUAACGGCAAUCACCUUUUUCAUGUUUUGGUGUCCUUAUAUUUUUAAUGUUUUUAUAAAUAAAUUUUCACCAAAUCCUCCAAGUUUGCCACCAAUAGUUCCAUUUAUUAUGGUUUGGUUGGCAAAUUCAAAUAGUUUUGUUAAUGUCAUCAUCUAUCUUAUCCUAUAUCCUCACUUUAGAAAGAAUGCACUUAUCGUUCUUAUUAGUUUUUCAAAAGGUCGUUGUUGUAUUAAAAAGUCAGAUAAGAAGGAAAUACUGAACAACAUAUCGAGUAAAGUCUCUGGACCCCAAACAUCCGAGUCUAUGAAUUGAUUCAAUUAAAUAUUACAGCAAUUAUAUAAUAUAUAAGAAUUUUCACAUUUAUUCACAAUCUUCACUACUUUUUUCAUUGUAAAGUUCAAUUGAACGGAACUUGAAAUCUGAG